AUGAUUGCAAAAAUCUCCGACCCCUACAGCUUCCUAGACGACUACAGCGAGGGCGCUCACCCGAGCCUGCUGGAAGCCCUCCUGCGCACCAAUGCCACCCAACAGACCGGCUACGGCAGCGACGAGUACACGCGUGAAGCCAAAGAGCUGCUCUACUCCCAAUUAGAAACGUCAGAGGAUGAGGUGGCCAUCCACUUCGUCCCGAGCGGGACGGCCGCGAAUCUGAUCUCAAUUGCCAGCUGUUUACGGCCGUACGAGGCUGUGCUGGCCGUGCAGACCGGGCACAUUAUUGAUAAAGAGGCCGGGGCGAUUGAAGCUACAGGACACAAGAUUAUCCCCGUCCCUGGGGUAAGGGGCAAGAUGACGCCGGAGAAUCUCGAGACGGUGCUGGGGCAGAAUACGUUCUUCCCUCAUAUGGCGAAGCCGAGGCUGGUUUAUAUCUCGAAUGCUACGGAGGUUGGGACGAUAUAUUCAAAGCAAGAGCUGGCUAGGUUGUCUGAUACAUGUCGACGGCGAGAUCUGCUGUUGCUGGUGGAUGGGGCGAGGCUGGGGGUUGCACUUACGGCGGAGACGAACGAUGUGACACUGCGUGACAUGGUGGACUACACGGACAUCUUCUGGAUAGGAGGGACCAAGAUGGGAGCUCUACUGGGCGAGGCGAUUGUUGUACGACGGACGCUGUCGGAAGGGUUUGAGUUCCACAUGAAGCAGCGAGGGGCAUUGCUGGGCAAGUCGCGGAUCAUGGGCGUCCAAUUCCGCGAGUUAUUCCAGGACGGACUGUAUUUCGAGCUGGCUCGACAUGCAAAUGGGAUGGCAAGGCGAAUAGCAGCCCAGUUUGUGCGCAAGGGGUGGCAGCUGGCGGCGGAGACGGAGACAAACCAGGUGUUUGUCGUAGCACCGAAUGAGAUGCUGCCUUGCUUGGAGGAGAGAAUCCGGUUCUACGCAUGGGAAAGGAGAGCAGACAACACAGUAAUCCGCAUUGUGACUUCGUGGGCGACGCAGGAGGAGCAGCCCUCUUUACCGAAUAAUCCUAUCACUCUUAUCAUUCCCGACAUUCCCAUCUAUUCCCGAAUCCUCCGUAACUGUAAUAUGCGCCUGUCAAUCUCCUGCGACCACUGCAGGCAGUCCAAGGUCAAGUGUGUCCACGAUGGCCAUCCUCCCUGUCGUCGCUGCCUGCGUCUCAACCGCAGUCCCUGCCUGCUCACCGACUCUCGCUCCCCUCGCUCGCCCUCAACUCCGCGCAGAGCUCGUCCCAGACCUGCCAGGACCCCACGCGUCGAUCCAGAUGAUCCCCCGCGAGAGGGAACAACAAGCAGCUCUGUGACGAGCCCGGCCAGCCUCCCCUCGUCGACCCUCAUCGCCGCCUGCGACCUCUACCGCAAGAAAUUCCCCGUCGUCAACUUCCUGCACUAUCCCUCGUUAAUCGCCGACCUGUCGCGCGAUGUCCACUCCGUCGAACCCGUCUUUCUGGCAGCCCUGCUCUCCCUCUGCGCGCGCUUCAUGACAGCAACAGACCCCGACCUCGCCCCGUCCGAAUCCUACGCCGAAUAUGCCCGCACCCAGCUCGCCCAUCGCGCAUUCGAGUCCCCCUCCCUCCCCCUCGCCCAGUCCCUCGUCAUGAUCUCCCUGUACGAAUGGGGGUCCGGCCGCCCCUACCGCGCCUGGAUGUACAGCGGCAUGGCAACGUACAUGAUCCAGUCGCUGCUGAAGAGCGCCGACGACCACAUGGAGCAUGCGCCCGAGGAAUUCCACGUCCAGAGCCAGACCCAGAUUGCCUACGAGCAGCUGGUGCGCACGUACUGGUGCUGCUUCGCGCAGGACUGCGAGCUGAGUUCCGGCGCGCGCCAGCACUUUGCGCUCUCGUUUCGGCAGAUUUCUGUGCCGCUGCCGAUUGGGGAUUCGGAUUUUAAUUUUGGACGCGCCACGCGACGGCUUACCCCGAGGAAUAUUCAGGGUGUUGGUGGUGGUGGUGGUGUUGAGGGGCUGAGGCUGGGGAUUGAGCAUGGGCUGACGAUUGUUACGCGGGGCUUUGAUAUCUUUGUGAGGAUUCUGCGCUUUGCGAAUGAGAGUCGGCGGGACCGUGAUCGGGCGAGGGGCGCGCCGUCCUCGUCGUUUGCUUGGAUGGCGCUGAAGGAGGAGCUGGAUGAGUGGAGGGCGCUGCAGGAUGUUAUUGUGCGGUAUCCCGAGACGAGUGCGCAUGCCCAUGUUGCGCUGGGAUAUGGGGAGUUGUUUGCCUAUAUUAAUCUGGUCUAUUUCAUGAGUAUCCUCUUCCUCUAUCGCGAUCGGUUUCUUGCGAGCCCGAAAGCCCACGACAGCGAGAACGAUGCAGACGAGACUAUCGAUCGGCUGUUUUCUACCGCGCAGAAUAUCGGUGCUAUUCUGUCUUCGCUGGAGAGCUGUGCAACGCCUGUAAUCACCCCGUAUGCCGGAUUCAGCGUGUUUGUUGCGGCUCAUAUAAACAUGUACGGAACGGUGUCUCCCAUGCGCUAUCCUGGCGGUUUGGAACGCGCAGAGCAAGAAAAGAAGUCGAACCUCGAAUACCUUGAACGAUUGUGCGGGUUCUGGGAUGUAGGGACUAGCUGGUGGCAAACCCUGCAAGAAGCGAAUCGGUUCUAUGAGAGCGCACGCUCUCAACAAGGCCUGGGCCAAGACCACCUUACCCUAGCAGGGACAUUCGACGAGUACGGCGACAUUCGCAUUUCUCGGCCCGAUCCAACUGCAUCGCAGGGCCGGACGACGCCUGUCCAGAAUACGGAUAGGCGGGCUUCGAUCUCGAUGGACGACCAUACGGGCUACGAUCUGGAAGCGGAAAUGAUGCAGUGGCCAUUCCUGGAUGAGACCUGGUCUGUUGGGUUUGCUACGGGGUUUGAGACUACGUGGCCGGGUUUGGGAUGA
Messenger RNA from Aspergillus versicolor CBS 583.65, 2895 nucleotides. RefSeq lists its product as uncharacterized. The transcript is spliced from 4 exons. Gene Ontology annotation, cellular component: nucleus. The record is from RefSeq and is a predicted model, not a curated record. Gene Ontology annotation, molecular function: lyase activity; zinc ion binding; DNA-binding transcription factor activity, RNA polymerase II-specific. NCBI's taxonomy places the organism in Eukaryota, Fungi, Ascomycota, Eurotiomycetes, Eurotiales, Aspergillaceae. Gene Ontology annotation, biological process: DNA-templated transcription; regulation of DNA-templated transcription; amino acid metabolic process. The coding region runs from base 1 to 2895 and encodes 964 amino acids.